Xiphias gladius (swordfish) is the source of this 1813-nucleotide messenger RNA. RefSeq names its product solute carrier family 25 member 24 (gene slc25a24). The record is from RefSeq and is a predicted model, not a curated record. Gene Ontology annotation, cellular component: mitochondrial inner membrane. Gene Ontology annotation, molecular function: calcium ion binding; ATP transmembrane transporter activity. Bases 1 to 1428 code for a protein of 475 amino acids. Gene Ontology annotation, biological process: transmembrane transport. NCBI's taxonomy places the organism in Eukaryota, Metazoa, Chordata, Actinopteri, Istiophoriformes, Xiphiidae. The transcript has 10 exons.
AUGUAUCGAGUCGUGAGGAGGCUGUUUUUCACGGACUGCCAGUGCGCCGAAGAUGCGUCGGAAACGUACGAGGAGCUGUUCGCCAAGCUGGACACCAACAAGGAUGGGAAAGUGGACGUGUCGGAGCUGAAGGCCGGCCUGGCUGCCAUGGGCUUCGAAACCGGGAGAGGAGCAGCUCAGAAAAUAGUUUCUUCUGGAGAUCGAGACAAGGAUGAAGGGCUCGACUUCAGUGAGUUUUCCAAGUACCUGAAGGAUCACGAGAAGAAAUUACGGCUGACUUUCAAGAGCUUGGACAAAAACAAUGAUGGUCGAAUAGACUUCAUGGAGAUAAAGCAGUCACUUGCUGAUCUGGGAAUGGAAAUCAGCAAGGAGGAUGCAGAGAAGAUCCUUCAAAGUAUCGAUGGGGACGGCACCAUGACUGUGGACUGGAAUGAAUGGAGGGAACACUUCCUGUUUAACCCAGCAACCAACCUCCAGGAGAUUGUCCGCUACUGGAAGCACACCACGGUGCUGGACAUUGGUGACAGCCUCACCAUCCCAGAUGAGUUCACGGAGGAGGAGAAGACGACCGGUCUGUGGUGGAGGCAGCUGAUGGCAGGAGCCAUGGCGGGUGCUGUGUCCCGUACAGGAACCGCCCCGCUGGACAGAAUGAAGGUCUUCAUGCAGGUGCAUUCUUCUAAGAGCAACAAAAUCAGCCUGGUCAGUGGCUUCAAGCAAAUGUUAAAAGAAGGAGGCGUGAUGUCUCUGUGGAGAGGAAACGGUAUUAACGUCCUGAAGAUCGCCCCCGAGACGGCCAUUAAAUUCAUGGCCUAUGAGCAGUAUAAGAAGCUGCUGUCCCGCGAGCCAGGGAAGGUCCGGACCCACGAGAGGUUCAUGGCCGGAUCACUGGCCGGAGCCACGGCGCAAACUGCCAUCUACCCCAUGGAGGUGAUGAAAACCCGUCUGACCCUGAGGAAGACCGGACAGUACUCAGGAAUGUUUGACUGUGCCAAGAAAAUCCUGAAAAAGGAGGGUGUGAAGGCAUUUUACAAGGGCUACAUUCCCAAUAUUCUGGGCAUCAUUCCCUACGCCGGGAUAGAUCUGGCAGUGUACGAGAGCCUGAAGAACGUCUGGUUGUCCCGCUACGCCAAAGACACGGCCAACCCAGGGGUGCUGGUGCUGCUCGGCUGCGGUACCAUAUCCAGCACGUGUGGCCAGCUUGCCAGCUACCCUCUGGCUCUGAUCCGCACCAGGAUGCAGGCACAAGCUUCCGUGGAGGGCUCAGAGCAGCUGCCGAUGAACCGGAUGGUGAAGAAGAUACUGGAAAGGGAAGGCUUCUUUGGGCUUUACCGGGGCAUCCUUCCCAAUUUCAUGAAGGUCAUACCGGCUGUCAGCAUCAGCUACGUGGUGUAUGAGUACAUGCGCUCUGGCCUGGGGAUUCAAAAGUAGGCGGCGGAGUCACCUGGGACUACCGGAGUGUAAGAGGAUGUGCAGCAAUUUUGUAUUUCCAAACACUUCCCUUCUGACAUCCAAGGGACACUUUCACGUUAAGAACUUGUUUACCUGUAGGUCACCAACGUCGGGACUCAGACUGAUACAGAUACUAGAGCCAAUGUUGGAGUUUUAAAAUCGUUGCAGGACUUAGCCUAAGCUUUUGAGCCACUACAGAAAAGGAAUUGUUUAGAAAAAUCCUGCAGCACUCGCAUAGGGCUAAUAAAAAGAAAAAAAAAAAAAGACUAAGACUACUACAAUGUUUCCAUCUGUAUGGAGUUUUUGUCCAGGCUGCGUUUACGAUGCGUCCACAGAAUUAAGUGCGCUGUCGGUCUCAGGGCAC